Molecule: messenger RNA, 6631 nt
Organism: Drosophila melanogaster (fruit fly)
Lineage: Eukaryota; Metazoa; Arthropoda; Insecta; Diptera; Drosophilidae
Gene: Su(z)2
Product: suppressor of zeste 2
Exons: 6
Coding region: 371-4477 (1368 amino acids)
Cellular component (GO): nucleus
Molecular function (GO): metal ion binding
Source: RefSeq, marked reviewed
AGUCUGUGGAAACUUUUCGUGCCGUGCACUUUGUGAAACGGAACGGAGAAUAUAUUUUUGUCGUGGCGCGAGCUCAAACGAGUGCGAGAGGGAGAGAGCGCGAGAGUGAGUGACAGAGAAGCAGCGAAAAUCUGUGCGUGUACGAGAAAUCGAUAACAGCAGCUGAAGUGACAGAAGAAGAAGACGAAAAGGCAGUGGAGUAAUCGAAAGCGUGUGUGUUCGGUGUCGGCGAAUGGAUUUGUUUUAAUGGAAAAUCCAAAGGGAAUAUGCUACAGAGGAAAACUCUUCAAGUAACAACGCAAUUGCUUUGAGACCCCAUUGAAAGAGGCUGCUAGGAGUAAGUAUUGAGGCAGAUAGAAUAGGCAGAAAGAUGCACCUGCAAAACACGCACAACACAAUGGAAUCAAACGCCGCUAUGGAUGCCGCAUCCCCAGCUUCUCGGGAUGUCCGGCAGUUUCAUGAUCUGAUAACGUGCCGACUUUGUCGCGGUUAUAUGAUCGAUCCAACCACUGUGGAUUACUGUUAUCAUACCUAUUGCCGGAGUUGCAUACUAAAGCACCUGCUGCGAGCGGUAUAUUGUCCGGAAUGUAAAGCCAGCGGAGGCAAGGAAAUCAAUGAAUUGAAUCUGAAAUCGGAUGAUACGUUGCGAUCGCUAAUCUAUAAGCUAGUGCCGGGACUCUAUCAAAGGGAGUGCAAGGAGCUGGCAGAUUUCAAGGAGCAGCACGAUUUGGUGGAUGAACAAACGACUGAUGAACCGGAGUUCUUCACAACCACGGAACUUAUAAGCUUAUCCCUGGAAUACCAUCCCGCCAUGCUGCAUCAGUGUGGUCCUGGUGAGGUGCCUCCCACUAUUUACCUGCAAUGUGCCGCCGGAUUACCUGUGGAGUUACUGAAAAGGUUCCUCUGCUCCAAGUACAACAUAGAGACGGACAACGGUCUGGUGGAAGUGGAGGUGACCUACAAGGAUGAGGUACUGCCUACCAAUUUCACCCUGAUGGACGUUGCCUACUGUUACAACUGGAGCCGGGAAUCGCCCAUGGCCUUCUGCUACCGGAUUCUGCUUUACGACAACGAGCAAACAAAAAACGAUGAGAACAACCUAUCCAGGAUUAACCAGGACAUUGAACCAGAGCAUUCGGUACGUCGCUCCAAGUCGGCCAAAUCGGUGACCUUUGCCGAGGACCUGGAAUCGGAAAUAGACUCCGGUUCUCCGCGUUCCAAAGUACGGUGUAAGACUCCGCCAAAAGUUUCUCCCUCGUCGAAAAACAAACGAUUGACGUCGAGUAAACGGGAAGCGGAACCUGAAAGUCCGGUGAGCAACUUCAAAAGUCUGCGAAGCAAUGACAUGCGGUACAGUGAUUACGCCGUGUCCAAAGUUAAAAGUGAACCGGAACAAGAACAGUUCCUUCUGCCAAGAGAACGGGAACAACAGCCGCUGGAGGCCAAUACUAAUAUAGUGGUCAGCAUUCCACCCUCGCAACUCCGAAAGUCCUACGUUGAUGCCGAGGAUUUUGAGCUGAAGACAGCGAAUCGAAAGGGAGUUGGCCAUUUGCCCAAACUGAAGAUCGAACUGAACAGCAUGAAGAGCAAGCUGAGUAUGCCAUUAUCGGCUGGUCCGCGACUGGAGGAUACCUCCUGCUCCUUAUCUUGCUCAGCCCAACAACUCGAUCUGGAGACCUACGCCAAGAAUAUUGGCUUGAAGCCCAUUGAGCAGCCUUUGCAGCAAAGUGCAUCCAAUCCCGAUAGCAAAUACAGUCCCAAUGCCUCGCCCAUGUCUUCGUGCUCCAGUUCGACCAAUGGAUCCAGCAGCAGUCUGGGCACAGCCGAUGCCAGUACAUCGACCAGCACGUCCAGUUCCCAUCGCAAGCGCAAGAAGAAGCACUCCAAGGAGCCAAAGGAUGCGAAUGGCAAGCGGAAGAAGUUGCACGCGGAGAUCAGUUCGCAAACCGAUGGGAAAAUGAAGGUUAAGAUAACGGCAAAACCCAAUCAUAAGUUGGAUUUCAAGAGGUCGCAUUCACUGGCCAGUGGAGAGUUGGAUCUGCAGAAGUUGAAACUGGACAGUACUAGCACUUCCGAGGCACUGAAUCGCACAUUGGGCGAGGAGGCGCGGAGUAUCAACAGCCUGGUGGUGGGUGGAGCACCCACACCGCCGCCCACGCCCACCGCCGAACCAGAACAGCAGCAGCAGCAGCAGCAGCAACAACAACAACCACAACAACAGCAGCAACAACAGCAGCAGCAGCAGCAACAGCAACAGUUUGUGGUGCUGCCAAAAAUAAAGGACCUAACCUUGCCCACAUCGCCACCUCUGCCGCCCAGUUUAUUCAAAGCCUAUACACCCAGCACGACGCCAACUGCUCCACAUACGGUGGCCGGCGGAAAACCCAAGCAGCAGCAACAGCAAAUGCCACAGCAACCUCAAGCUGUACUACAGCAAAGUCUGGCUAAAACGAAUCCCGCCAAACCGCCGCUGAGUAGCAACAAUAAUCGUAAGCCCAACAGUGGACACUUUGCGGUGCCACAGGCUCCAACCCACCGGAAUAUGUAUCACAUGCAACGCUACCAGUCCACACCCAGUUCGAUUGCCAGUGCGGCUAACAAGAUGCCAAAGCGAUCCAUGUCCCUGGACGAAUCGCAUCCGGCCAAGCAGGCGAGAUUGAGCCAGGCUCAGGCGAUGGCCAGCAGUUAUGCGGCCAAGUUGCAUAUGCAGACUAGCAACCAGGCCAAAAGUCAAGCGGCCGCCUUUCUGCCCAAUCCCCAGAUGCGAUCCUAUGGUCUACCCGACCUGGGCAGCAAGCCAACGUUGCCAAUGUUGUGCCCGGCCAGCAGUUCGAGCCAAGUGACGAUUACGCCAAGGCCCAGAGCUACGCCGUCGAUUUAUUCCUUCUCGGAGCCAAAUAUCCAUGUGCCUGCACUGGAAAUAGUGCGAUUGCCGGUGAAUAAGCAGAGUGCAGGAGGCAAGGGUCUAACGAUGCCACCUCUUAGCCCGCCGGCAACGUCCAGUGCCCGCUUGAUGGGACCACCAGCGGCUCUGCCCAAACAUGCAGGACAUGGACAUGGUGCGGCCAAGCGGAGCUGCCAAAUGCCGACAAUGCCAAUGCCGUUGCCGCUGCCGCUGCCCAUGCCGAUGACCACGAUUCCGGCGAUUGUCAAGUCGCCGCCACUGUCAGUUGCGCUCAGUGGCCAGAGGAACAACAAGGGCAACUCCUCGAACUCAAAUGCUUAUCGCACAUCACCGCCUGCAUUAAUAAAUCUGCGCAACACAGCCGCUCCACAGCACUCGUUUCCAUCAAAGUCGAGCCCAAAGGUGGAAGCCAAUUCAAAGAAAUCCCCGCCAGCAGCUGGCUGCCAAGGCAAAACCAAUGGCACUGCCGCAUUGGACAAGUCCAAAACGAGUUUGCGCGAGUUUCGGCCAGCAGUGCAGUCGGCUGUAACAGCAACAGCAACCACAUCGGUAACCACAGCAGCGGGAGCAGGAGCAGGAGCAGGAACAGGAACAGGAACAGCAUUAGCCAAGGAUGCCGAUAUACUUGAUUUAUCAGCUAACCCGGGUAGGAGCAACAAUGACGCCAAAUUGGCGCCCAACUCACCGCCCGCUGGCAACAACAACAACAACAACAACAACAACAACAAUAACAACAAUAAUAAUAAUAAUAACAAUAACAACAGCACCAGCAACAGCCUGGAGGCAGCCUUAAACAAAAUCAAACAGAAUAUAUCGGCAAACAGCAAUGGUGGACCAUCGACCACUUCUGGCAGUAACUCGAAUGGUACAACCAACGGCGAUGAUCUACAGAAUCUGCAUAUGCUCUCGGAAUCGGCAACGGCCAGGGAGAAGAUCUCCAUAAAGGCCGCCAGCAGUGGAAACGGCAGUGGUAGCACCAGUAGUAGUUCCGCCAAACCCAAGAAUGCCAAUGCUUUGGUAAGACCACAGAAUGCCUCAGUUCGGAGCAUACCCAAUCCAUCGGCUUUGGCAUUCCGCAAUCAGCCAGCAGCUGCCAGCACAGCAGCCAGCAUUAGCAAACCGUUGACAGUUCGUGCUGAGGAAAAGCCGAAGGUUUCCACCAGCAAUCCGGGAUCAUUGAGCCCCACCAACACAAGCAGCAGCAGCAGCAGCAGCUCAAGCGGCAGCUCUGGAUGCAGUGCAGCCACCUCGCCGCGGGCAAUGACCAAGAAACCCACGACCAUCGAUCAAGUGGCGGCCAAUUUGAAUAUUCGCGCCGAGGCCAAGGCCGCCGCUCUCGCCGAGGAGGCACCACCCGUUCUCAGUUCCAAUGCGGCCAAAUCCCCGGAGUUGGCCAAAACGACCACAGCGGUUGCGUUGAGGCCAGAGCCCAAGGAGACGCCCAUUACCGUUUCGGCGGCCAGUACUCUGCUGACCAUCCCAUCCGCGGUUUCCAGUGUGUCCGCAGUCCCGGAAACCAUGGCCAAGCCACCCGUACAGAUUGCCAAUGCUCCGGUGGCGAGUUCCGCUUAGUCACAAGCGUUUCUUUGGCUGUGCGGAACGCAAAUGUAUCUUGUGGCGCCGCUGGAGAAUCUGCGAAAUACCGACAGCAACUGAGGUGAUGAUCAACCGUAUAAACAACUCCUAUAGCGCAAGUUUUCCAAACCUCGCUCCCGAAGAUGAAGUGCAAUUUAAUCAACCAUUAGAAUGGAUCGUAAGCCUUAGAACUAACCCGAACAACACUGAGCAAUAUCUACAACACAGCGGAAUGUAUCUGUUGGAUGCGAAAACCGCAUCAUUUGCAUACAUAUAUGCAAACAUUUGCAAUCGAAUUAGUACGCGACUAAAUAAAUAAUCCAAGCAAAUUUCAAAAAUGCCAGCAACAAUAUUCAUUAAUAAAUAACCCAACUGUGAGAGAAAGAGAGAAGAAGCGAGGAGGAGAAUAAUAAUACUAAUCAAAAGCGCUGGCGUUCGCUGGCAUUUUCGAAAGCAGGCAAAAAAGCAACAACAAAAUUAAUUAUAAAAUAUCAACAGCAAAAUAUGUGUUAAACCGCGAUAAGGUCAGACGAACACAAACACAUGCCUUUAGUAGAUAGAUCUUCUUCGGUUGGCCUUUUGCUUUUUGGGGAAAGUCCAAGCGUAAACAAGAGAAAAAGAUCUCUACUAAUAAAUAGCAAAAUUAAUUUCAAAUGCGCGAUAGUAAAAACCAAUUUGUUUCGAAAAAACAAACGCAGAAGAGGAAAAACCACAAACCGAUACGAAAACGGAAAUCGCAUCAGGAAUAUUUGAUUACAACAACACACACUCAGUGCCGAAAGUGUUUGGCCCACACCCUGAGGAAAAACUGCCACGAAGUGUGAAAAUUCGGUGGUAGCGUUGGUGGUGGUUGGGCUAGCUGCUAGAUUUUUCGAAAGGAACACACUCGCGUAUAGCGAAAGAUACAGCCCGAUACCCGAUACCCGAUACACACUCACGUUCCUCAUCGGGGCGAUAAAAUUUUAACGAUUUUGCGCCGCUUUGAGCGAGCGUGUCAGGCAUAAAGAUACAAAACAAUACUUGGGCAUAUAUAAACAAAAGCAAACAAAGCGGAAUGAAAAUAAUGAAAAUAACAAGCUCGCACUGGCACAAUGCGUAUAUUUCUAUACAUAUACCCAAAUAAAUAUAAACACAUAUUUAUAUAUACGAAUAUAUAUAUAUAUAUAUCUUGUAGAUACCUUGUCGCAUUAGUUGUUUAAGCGAGUUACGUUUAAUUGCAGCACGAAUUUUGUACAUAAAUUUAAAAAUCGAAGCCAGGCGAAAACAAAAUGCCAACCCAGCACACAGCACCCAGCAACUUGGAAAUGAAUUUUAAUUUUUUAGAGCUUCGACCAAAUGAAAUACUAUACACAUAAACACGAACACACACGCAUUAUGCAAAUAUUGAUAAACUUCUUCUUAUAUUUACGAUAUUCGUACACUCGAAAAAGGCUUUAGAUUUUCGUACAUUUAUUCUCAACUUGCUCUUAGCUGAUAUUUUUUGUUUUGUUAUCUUGUAUAUGGUCUGUACAUAUUUUAAGCAAAGAAAAAACUUUAAAGUUUAUGAGGGGAGCAAAAAGAAAAACCCUAAGUUAUAUGAGUUUCUUAGAGGAAUAGCUGGAAUUUAGAAUUGGUACAUGGUGGCAGAUCCACCCCAUUGUUUAUUCGUAUCUGUAUCUUAUUUUUGCAACCCCUGUCUGCUGGCAGCAUCCCCCUCAUGAUCGGCGAAAAAUUAACAUAAUUUCCAGGCAAUCAAACAAAUUGAAGGCCUCGGAUCGACCUCCAGCUAUUCCAAUAAUAACUUUGGCUCCGACUCCUGAUUGUUGUAUAUUUAUUUAUUCCUAUUAUUGAAAUAUAUACAUUAUCUAUAUACAUAUAUCUAGUUGUAUAUGCGAGAAAAGGCUCGACUUAUUUAAGCUGAUAUUGUACUGUUCGGAUACCUUAACUAAUUAAACCUAUAAAUACUUAAAUAUAACGCAUAUAUAUAUAUGUUUAGAAAUCUGAUUGUAUGCACAUCUGUAUGUAAUACUGUUAGAAAACCCUCGAAAUGUAAUCCAAAAAACAAAAAAAAAAAACACACGCACACACACACACACCCCCACACAAACACUAAGUUAAAUUAGCUGAUUUUCGAAAACAAUAAAAACAUGAAAAUGGAACACAGUGUAUAAC